Molecule: messenger RNA, 6666 nt
Organism: Oryctolagus cuniculus (rabbit)
Lineage: Eukaryota; Metazoa; Chordata; Mammalia; Lagomorpha; Leporidae
Gene: ARHGEF11
Product: Rho guanine nucleotide exchange factor 11
Biological process (GO): G protein-coupled receptor signaling pathway; Rho protein signal transduction
Cellular component (GO): cytoplasm
Molecular function (GO): G protein-coupled receptor binding; guanyl-nucleotide exchange factor activity
Source: RefSeq, a predicted model, not a curated record
GAAGGAGGAGGGAGGGACGCGGGGAGGGGGCGGCCGGCCGGGCCUGCGCCCGAGCGAGCGGCGAGCCGAGGGGGAAGGGGCCCGGAAGGAGGCGAGCGCGGCCGCGACGCCGGGAGUCGGACGCCCGCUCGUGCCGGCCUGCCGCCGCCGCCGCCUUCCCUGCCUGCGCCCGAGCGUGGAGUACCGAGCGGCCGCCGAGGCCGGAGCACGGCGGUCGGGCGUGGGGCGAGCGGGCGAGCGGCGCCGGGAGCCGGAGGCCCGGCCGGCGUCCUGCGCGAGGCACGGUGGGCUCCUGCCUGUGAGAAUAGGCAAGGGGCGGAAAGCGAGGAAAAACAGAGGCCGAGAGAAGCGAGGCGAUCGGAUUUUCCAGGAGGCUGGUCUGGAGGAACAGCCCACCCCGAACUCAAAUCCACAAUAAUAAUCCAAACGAAUAAUAAUAAGGAGCAGUUUUUCUGGCCGGGCGCGAGAGAGAGAGGAGAGAGAGAAGGGGGGGAACGGGAGGAAGCGAAAUCUGUUUCAUGGAGGCUGAGGCGACAGAAAUUUUCGGAGCCUGGAUGUGGAGGAGCGAAACAGCAGAACUAACUCAGGAAAUUGUCUUUGAGAAAAAGGCCGAACGUAGGCUGGGUCUGAGAAUCAGGCUGGGCUAGGUGGAGGAACCUGCAAGUUGAAAGGAAAAAGAAAGGGAGAGGAUAUUUUCAGAGAUUCGGGUUUGUGGUUAAUGCUACAAUCUUAAAGGCACAGAGCGUUGCAUUUCAGGUGUGCUGUGAUUUUUUUUGUGUGUGCAUUGGCUCAUUUCAGAAUUUCAAAACCUUUCAUGUAAAAGCUUUUUUUUUUUUUAAAGGAAAUCCACAAAUUUUUGUUCCCAGGGUUGCACUGGAUUUGGAAGGAGUCGUGUACAUACUAUUGUAUGGUUUUAUUUAUUAUUUUUUUUUUACUGUUCAAAUCAGCUGGAAGAUUUUUUUGCCAGGUGCCGUUUUGGAUUUAUUCAUCCUUUUCCCCCACUCCUUGCCCUCAAAUAUAUUUGCUGUUGUCAUUUUAAGCAUUGGAGACCAGAAAAUUAUUUUUCCCCCUUUGGAGCUUUAGGCUCUCUUGCCAACAGAAGGACAGCUGGGAAAACUGGAUUAAAAGGAUGGUAUUUAUCUGUGUGUUGCAGUAAAGACUGAUAUUUUGAAGGCGCAUUCUUUCUGUGAUUCAUUUUUUAGCCCGUAGUGCUAACCUUGAAGAGAUUUGCGGUUAGGUUUUUGGUUUCCAAGAAGGUCAUAGUUUUUCCUCUUUUCCUUUCUGUUUUUUUUUUGGGGGGGAGGGGGCAGAGGGGAAAAGGAGGUAGGAAAGGAGACCAUGUUAACUGGUAGAAGUGGAGUAGAGCUUAGGUUGCCAGGGUCCUGAGAGCUGGAAGAAAAAGGAUUCAAUCUUCAAGUUGGGAGGCCUCCCUCACUUUUCUUAAAAAUUGUGAGCGAAUCCAUCCUGAUCAAGACACCAAAAGCUACAGGAUUCUGGAGCCGUGGAGACACUGAGAAACCAUGAGUGUAAGAUUGCCCCAGAGUAUAGACAGAUCAGCCAGUAAAAAGCAGACUCACCUGUCCAGCCCCCUUGCAACCUGGUUAAGUAGCCUGUCUUCUCUGGGAGAUUCUGCACCUGAACGCAAGUCCCCUUCCCACCAUCGCCAGCCCUCCGACACCUCUGAGACAACAGGUCUUGUCCAACGCUGUGUCAUCAUCCAAAAGGACCAGCAUGGCUUCGGCUUCACUGUCAGUGGGGAUCGCAUCGUUCUGGUGCAGUCUGUGCGGCCUGGAGGUGCAGCCAUGAAAGCUGGUGUGAAAGAGGGCGACCGGAUCAUUAAAGUCAACGGCACCAUGGUGACCAAUAGCUCACACCUGGAAGUGGUGAAGCUUAUCAAAUCUGGCGCCUAUGUUGCACUGACGCUCCUAGGCUCUUCUCCUUCGUCUGUUGGUGUCUCUGGGCUCCAGCAAGACCCAUCCCCAGCAGGAGCUCCCCGAGUCACCCCUAUGAUCCCCCCACCACCACCUCCUCCACCUCUACCACCUCCACAACGCAUCACAGGACCCAAACCUCUGCAGGAUCCCGAAGUUCAAAAACAUGCUACCCAGAUCCUCAGAAAUAUGCUGAGGCAGGAGGAAAAAGAGUUACAGCGUAUCUGUGAGGUGUAUAGCCGGAACCCCGCCAGCCUGCUAGAAGAGCAGAUCGAAGGUGCCCGGCGGCGAGUCACUCAGUUACAGCUGAAGAUCCAGCAGGAGACUGGUGGCUUAGUGGACAUACUUCCACUGUAUGGUGACACCAGCCAGAGGCCAUCAGAAGGACGUCUCUCUCUGGAUUCCCAGGAGGGGGACAGCGGCUUGGACUCUGGAACAGAACGCUUUCCUUCUCUCAGUGAGUCAUUGAUGAAUCGGAACUCGGUACUGUCAGACCCUGGACUAGACAGCCCUCGAACGUCCCCUGUGAUCAUGACCAGGGUGGCCCAGCACCACAGGCGGCAGGGCUCAGACGCAACAGUCCCCUCCACCAGCGACCAGGGUGUAGAUCAAAGCCCAAAGCCUUUAAUUAUUGGCCCAGAGGAAGAUUAUGACCCGGGCUAUUUCAACAACGAGAGCGAUAUCAUAUUCCAGGACCUUGAGAAACUGAAGUCACGUCCAGCUCACCUGGGGGUUUUUCUACGUUACAUCUUCUCUCAGGCGGACCCUAGUCCACUGCUUUUUUACUUGUGUGCAGAAGUUUAUCAGCAGACAAACCCCAAGGACUCCCGAAGCUUGGGAAAAGACAUCUGGAAUAUUUUCCUAGAGAAAAAUGCGCCUCUGAGAGUGAAGAUCCCUGAGAUGUUACAGGCUGAAAUUGACCUGCGCCUGCGCAACAGUGAGGAUGUCCGCAGUGCACUCAGUGAGGCCCAGGGGGCUGCCAUGCCAGAGAUCCAGGAACAGAUCCACGACUACAGAACAAAACGCACUCUGGGGCUGGGCAGCCUGUAUGGUGAAAAUGACCUGCUGGACCUGGAUGGGGACCUUCUCCGAGAGCGCCAAGUGGCCGAGAAGCAGCUGGCUGCCCUUGGAGAUAUUCUGUCCAAAUACGAGGAAGAUAGGAGUGCCCCCAUGGACUUUGCCCUCAACACCUACAUGAGCCAUGCUGGAAUCCGUCUCCGAGAGGCCCGGCCCUCCAGCACGGCAGAAAAGGCCCAGGCUGCUCCUGACAAGGACAAGUGGCUGCCCUUCUUCCCUAAGACCAAGAAGCAGAGCAGCAAUUCCAAGAAAGAAAAGGAUGCCUUGGAAGACAAGAAGCGAAACCCCAUCCUCAAAUACAUUGGGAAACCCAAAAGCUCUUCUCAGAGCACAUUUCAUAUUCCUUUGUCCCCUGUGGAAGUCAAACCAGGCAAUGUGAGGAACAUCAUUCAGCACUUUGAGAACAGCCAGCAGUGUGACGCCCCAGAGCCCGGGACACAGCGACUCUCAACAGGAAGCUUUCCUGAGGACCUCCUGGAGAGUGACAGCUCUCGCUCAGAGGUUCGCCUGGGCCGCUCUGAGAGCCUCAAGGGCCGGGAAGAGAUGAAGCGGUCUCGAAAAGCCGAGAACGUGCCCCGCUCUCGCAGCGACGUCGACAUGGAUGCUGCUGCGGAGGCUACUCGCCUCCACCAGUCAGCUUCGUCCUCCGCCUCCAGCCUCUCCACCAGGUCUCUUGAGAACCCAACCCCUCCCUUCACCCCCAAAAUGGGCCGCAGAAGCAUUGAGUCUCCCAGCUUGGGGUUCUGCACCGAUGCCCUCCUUCCCCACCUCCUAGAAGAUGAUCUGGGCCAGCUCUCUGAUCUGGAGCCAGAGCCAGACGCUCAGAACUGGCAGCACACGGUGGGCAAGGACGUGGUGGCUGGGCUGGCCCAGAGGGAGAUUGAUCGGCAGGAAGUCAUCAACGAGUUGUUUGUGACCGAGGCUUCCCACCUGCGCACACUGCGAGUUCUGGACCUCAUCUUCUACCAACGGAUGAAGAAGGAGAACCUCCUGCCGCGGGAUGAGCUGGCCCGGCUCUUCCCUAACCUGCCUGAACUCAUAGAGAUUCACAAUUGCUUGUGUGAGGCCAUGAAGAGGCUCCGGGAGGAGGGUCCCAUCAUCAGAGGCAUUGGUGACCUCAUGCUGUCUCGGUUCGAUGGAGCCGCCCGGGAGGAGCUCCAGCAGGUGGCUGCACAGUUCUGUUCCUAUCAGUCCAUAGCCCUGGAGCUGAUCAAGACCAAGCAGCGCAAGGAGAGCCGGUUCCAGCUCUUCAUGCAGGAGGCUGAGAGCCACCCUCAGUGCCGAAGGCUGCAGCUUCGAGACCUCAUCAUCUCGGAGAUGCAGCGGCUCACCAAGUACCCCUUGCUGCUGGAGAGCGUCAUCAAGCACACAGAGGGCGGCACCUCUGAGCAUGAGAAGCUGUGCCGGGCCCGGGACCAGUGCCGGGAGAUUCUCAAGUAUGUGAAUGAAGCAGUCAAGCAGACGGAGAACCGACACCGUUUAGAGGGCUACCAGAAACGCCUGGAUGCCAGCGCCCUGGAGAGGGCCAGCAACCCCCUGGCAGCAGAGUUCAAGAGCCUGGACCUUACAACCAGGAAGAUGAUCCACGAGGGCCCCCUGACCUGGAGGAUCAGCAAGGACAAGACCUUGGACCUGCACGUGCUGCUGCUGGAGGACCUCCUGGUGCUGCUGCAGAAACAGGACGAGAAGCUGCUGCUCAAGUGCCACAGCAAGACUGCCGCGGGCUCCGCAGACAGCAAGCAGACUUUCAGCCCCGUGCUCAAGCUCAACGCCGUGCUCAUCCGCUCCGUGGCCACAGAUAAACGGGCCUUCUUCAUCAUCUGCACCUCCGAACUGGGCCCGCCCCAAAUCUAUGAGCUGGUUGCAUUGACAUCAUCAGACAAGAACACGUGGAUGGAGCUCUUAGAAGAGGCCGUGCAGAAUGCCACCAGGCACCCCGGGGCUGCCCCAACACCCAUCCAUGCCCCAGCCCCAGGCCCCCAGGAGCAAGCCCACCAGGGCCCCACACCCAGCAGGUUAGACCUGGAUGACUCUGAAGUGUUCCAUAGUGAACCAGAAGCAGAGGAGCCACUGGAAGCAGGCCCUGGGCCCCCGCAGAGAGGCCAGGGGAUGCAGCCAGUGCUGCUGGGGGAUCCAGAGCAGAGGGGCCACGGAGAGGAGGAGCUGGGUGCCCUGCCCGACCCUCCUGCACCCCUGGGUGGAGAGAACAGCACCAUCAGGACGAGGGACCCCUUCCACCUGGCCCUCCCAGGCCCUCUGUUCAUGGAAGGACUCGCUGAUUCAGCCCUGGAAGACGUGGAGAACCUGCGGCACCUGAUCCUGUGGAGCCUGCUGCCAGGUCACACCCCAGAGACACAGACUGCCAGGGAGCCCGAGGAUGACCUGACACCCACGCCUUCUGUCAUCAGCAUCACCUCUCACCCCUGGGACCCAGGCUCCCCAGGGAGAGCUCCUGCUGCAGGUGAAGGGGACAGCACCCAGCUCCCGGGGCCAGAGCGGGGCCAGCCAGAGCAGGACACGGCGCUCUCUUCUCUGGAGCACCUGCCCCCACGGACCAGAAAUUCUGGGAUCUGGGAGUCUCCCGAGCUGGACAGGAAUCCAGCUGAAGAGGCUUCGAGAACAGAAGGCACAGGAAAUUACAAAGUUGUGAGAAAAGCCGAGGUGGCAGGCGGCAAGGGUGUCCCUGCGCUACCAGAGAGUGGCCAGUCAGAGCCUGAGCCACCUGAAGCAGAAGGCGGAACAAAGGCUGCGGGGAACUGUUUUUACGUCAGCAUGCCAGCAGGACCCCUGGACUCAAGCACCGACCUUCCAGAGGCACCUGCAAGCCCCUGCCAGCCUGAUGGCCUCCCUGCCUGGCAGACAGAGCCUCGGCCCCAGCUGCAGGGAGGCAGUGAGGACCCGAGACGCCCCAGCUGCUCCGCCCCCAGCCUGGCCCUCAGGGACGUGGGCAUGAUCUUCCAGACCAUCGAGCAGCUCACCCUCAAGCUCAACAGGCUCAAGGACAUGGAGCUGGCCCACAGGGAGCUGCUCAAGUCGCUUGGGGGAGAGUCAUCAGGGGGCACCACGCCGGUGGGCAGUUUCCACACAGAGCCGGCCAGAUGGACAGACAGCUCCCUCUCGCCUCCAGCCAAGGAGCCCCUGGACCCGGACUCCGGGAACAGCCGUGAGCUAGGGCCCUGCCCUGAGGAUGGCCCUGACACAGCCCUGGAAUACGGUGCAGCAGAUGCCGCCACGUCACCAGGACUGUAACCCAGACCGCCAAACCCUCCGCGAACCCAUUCCUUCAGGGACUGGCCUGAGGCAGGGGCAGAGGGUGGAGGGGGCAGCUGGGGAGACUGGGAUCCAGCCGAGGCCGGGGGAGACCCGCAUGUCGCUUGGUCGCUCAGAUCUGAGUCAAGUUUCAGUGUCUUUGCCCCCCCUUCAGCCAGCCCUCCAAGGUCUCGGCUCUCCUAAGUAAGCAUGCCGACUGCACCAGAAAGGCCGCCCAGCGCUCUGCCCCUCCCGCCACACACACGCACAGGUGUGCGCCUGUGCGGGAGAGGAGGAGGCUGCUGUGUAAAUGCACUUUCUUCCUCCCCCUCUCCACAGGCCCCCGGGUGGAGGUGGGUGCUGCCCUCCCCUUUGUCACUUUGGUUCCUAUAAAUAUGUAUGUAUUGUA